UCAUCGAUCAUUGUUCCCCUACUGUAAAAUGGUCAGUCCCAUUUUUUUCGCUGGUGCACUUUUUUUUCGAGCCGAAUAAUGUACCAUUUUAAUGAGUACCAGUAAAGAAACAUGGCGGCCGCCUUGGACGCAGAAAAACUUCUCGUGCAGUGUGAAUCACAAGAAUUAGAGGCUCCAGGAGGUGUCGCUACUCCAGAAGUCUACUGUAAACUCCUCGCCCUGUACCUCUUGAAUAAUGACAUGAACAAUGCCAAAUUCCUAUGGAAGAGGAUACCUCAGCCUAUCAAGACAGCCAACCCAGAGGUGGGGCUGGUCUGGGCCGUGGGCCAGAACAUGUGGCAGAGGGACUUCCCUGCAACCUACGCUGCACUCAAGAAGGAGUGGUCUGAGGCAGUCAAGCCCAUUAUGGAGGCUAUAACAGAAAAUAUCAGGCAAAGAAUGUUUCAUCUCAUAAGUCAAGGCUACACAACGAUAGAAGCGGAGGAGUUUGCAGCGUAUGUUGGCCUUCCUGUGGAUCAGGCUAUCACAGCGGUAACGGCAGAGGGGUGGCAGUAUAAUGCUGAUAACAAGAUGAUCUCACCAAAAAAGCCUGUUCCUCAACUGGACCAGGCCAUUCCUAGUGAGCAGCACAUCGCACAGCUGACGGACUUUGUGUCGUUUCUCGAAAACUAGUUUUUUUGUAAAUAUUUAUACUGAUUGUAAAUACAUUGUAUUAAAAGUGUCUACGUGAAGCACAGCAAGAUGUGGGCAUUUAAAAAUAUUGCUAAAGUUUUAUGUCAUGUGUUGGAUAACAAGGAUAGCCCGCUUUCCUGCCUAUUAUUAAUUUGUAAGGAAAAGCUGCUCUGUUUAUUUGACUGCUGUAACACCUCCUACAUAUUAAUGAGCAAACGCACUUCUCCCAUUGGUCAAUAAUAUAUAUGUACACCUCAUACAUAUUAAUGAGCAAAUGCACUGCUCUCAUUGGUCAAUAGUUUAUAUAUUUUAAUGUGUAAGGAAGUUGAAUGGGACUUCCAGGAUUUUGGAGAGGGAAGGAUUUUGAUUUUUGGAACAAGCAUCCGUGUGUGAAAUGAAUGCUUGAAUCAGUAUAAAGCAGUAUAUCAUUAAAAAAGCUGAUAUAAAUAUGUAAACAUUUAUUUGAGAGCAUAAUAUUGACGUACAAUGUACUUGGUAUCCCCAAGGAGGAAUAAAUCAGCCAGUCAUGUGGAUAAGUGCUUAAAA
This is a messenger RNA of Patiria miniata (bat star), 1218 nucleotides long. It is a transcript of the gene cops8, whose product is annotated as COP9 signalosome complex subunit 8-like. NCBI's taxonomy places the organism in Eukaryota, Metazoa, Echinodermata, Asteroidea, Valvatida, Asterinidae. Gene Ontology annotation, biological process: COP9 signalosome assembly; protein deneddylation. Gene Ontology annotation, cellular component: COP9 signalosome. The record is from RefSeq and is a predicted model, not a curated record. Bases 112 to 672 code for a protein of 186 amino acids. The transcript is spliced from 6 exons.